Cucurbita pepo subsp. pepo (vegetable marrow) is the source of this 3380-nucleotide messenger RNA. The record is from RefSeq and is a predicted model, not a curated record. NCBI's taxonomy places the organism in Eukaryota, Viridiplantae, Streptophyta, Magnoliopsida, Cucurbitales, Cucurbitaceae.
GAUUGCUCUCUCUCCCUCUCUCUCCCUCUCUCUGUUUCUCUCAAAUUCCUCUUCUCAACCCUAAUAAGGCAAGUUCGAAGCUCUCGAAGCUUUCUCUCUCUUCUGUCGCUUCCAAUUUUACGGCCUCAGAGUAAGAUCUGAACUCAGAGUGUGUUGGCCGUCGAAGUUGCUCCGCUCGGAUUUUAUUUUUUUGGCCGGCUGUGAAGGAGAAGUAGCUAGAUAUUAACUAUCACGAUGACUAUCAAAACUCCUGCAACGCCAGCUUCAAAAACAGAGAGGACGCCAGCAUCAACACCUGGAGGACCUCGAUCUAAGGAAGAGAAAAUCGUUGUUACGGUGCGGUUAAGGCCUCUGAAUAAAAAGGAGCAGCAAGCGAAAGAUCAAAUGGCAUGGGAGUGCAUUGAUGAUACUACGAUUGUGUACAAACCUCAGCCUCAGGAACGUCAAACUCAACCGUCCUCCUUUGCAUUUGAUAAAGUUUUCGGUCCCGCUUCUUUGACUGAGGCAGUAUAUGAGGAAGGAGUAAAGAAUGUUGCCUUAUCUUCUCUGAUGGGCAUCAAUGCCACCAUAUUCGCUUAUGGGCAAACUAGCAGUGGGAAAACAUUUACAAUGAGGGGGAUAACCGAGAAGGCUGUUAAUGAUAUCUACAGACAUAUUAGCAAUACACCCGAGCGAGAUUUUACAAUAAGAAUUUCAGGACUCGAAAUAUACAACGAGAAUGUUAGGGAUCUAUUGAAUACCGAAUCAGGUCGUAAUCUAAAGCUUCUUGACGAUCCUGAGAAAGGUACAAUGGUUGAGAAAUUAGUAGAGGAAACGGCAAAUGAUGAUCGACAUUUGAGACAACUGAUUAGCAUCUGCGAGGCACAAAGACAAGUUGGUGAAACUGCCUUAAAUGAUCAUAGCUCCCGGUCACACCAGAUAAUAAGACUGACAAUUCAAAGUACUCUACGAGAGACUUCAGAUUGCGUGAGGACUUUUGUGGCAAGCUUGAACUUUGUUGAUCUAGCCGGAAGUGAGAGAGCUUCACAGACACAUGCUGAUGGUGCUAGGCUAAGAGAAGGCUGCCAUAUUAAUCUUAGUUUGAUGACACUCACAACUGUGAUCAGAAAGCUAAGUCAAGGAAAGAGAAGUGGCCAUAUACCUUACAGAGACUCAAAGCUCACCCGCAUAUUGCAGCAUUCACUUGGUGGAAAUGCUCGAACCGCGAUUAUAUGCACUCUGAGUCCAGCCCUGACUCAUGUUGAACAAUCGCGGAACACUUUGUACUUUGCCACCCGGGCGAAGGAAGUGACUAAUAACGCCCAAGUUAAUAUGGUUGUAUCGGACAAGCAAUUGGUUAAACACUUACAGAAGGAAGUUGCUAGGCUAGAAGCGGAACUGCGCACUCCUGAUCCGAAAAGGGAAAAAGAUUUAAAAAUCCAGCAGAUGGAAAUGGAGAUUGAAGAAUUAAAACGACAAAGAGACCUUGCACAAUCUCAGGUUGAUGAGCUCCGCAGAAAACUUGAGGUGGAUCAGCAGGUUUCUCUCCCUCCCUCCUCUCAUCUUAUACUCACAACUCACAAAAAUCCUACAUGUUCCUUGAGAUCAGAAAAUAAAAACAUCCAUCUUUAUUUUCAGGGUUCUAAACCAAUUGAAUCUGCCCGUCCUCCAGUGAAGAAGUGCUUGUCCUUUACUGGUACAUUGCCUCAGAAACUCGAUGGCGGCAAGGACCUUGGCCGUGGUAUGAUAUUAAGGCAGUCGAUGAUGAGACAAUCGUCUACCGCUCCUUUCACACUCAUGCAUGAAAUUCGCAAGUUGGAACAUCUCCAGGAGCAGCUUGGGAAGGAAGCCAAUAAAGCCCUCGAAGUACUGCAAAAGGAGGUGGCUUGUCACAGACUGGGGAACCAAGAUGCAGCAGAAACUAUUGCCAAGCUGCAGGCUGAAAUUGGAGAAAUGAGAUCAGUCCGUUCAGAAUCAAAAGAGGUCGAGGUUGGGAGCGUUAUUGCUACUAACCAGAGUGUAGGUGCUAAUCUUAAGGAAGAGAUAACACGGCUUCAUUCUCAAGGUAGCACCAUUGCAGAUCUAGAGGAGCAACUUGAAAAUGUUCAGAAGUCCAUUGACAAGUUGGUAAUGUCUCUACCGAGCAAUUAUCAGCAGUUAAUGAGCAGUGAAUCAACCCCCAAACAAAAAAGUUAUACCAAAAAGAAGACGUUGCUUCCUUUGGCCUUAAGUAAUGUCGCCAACCGGCAAAACUUUUUAAGAUCACCUUGCUCACCUUCAACAACUUCGCAGCAAGUACUGGAGUCCGAUAUCGAAAAUAGAGCUCCUGAGAAUGAUGAUGUCUUCUCACCUGAGACUCUACUCGAGUCCGAGAAAGAGACUCCAACAAAGUCAAGUGAAGAAGGUGGAGAUAUCUCCUCAAAGGAGAGCACUCCAUGUUAUCGAAGAUCAAGUUCUGUGAACAUGAAGAAGAUGCAAAAGAUGUUCCAAAAUGCUGCAGAAGAAAACGUAAGAAGCAUUAGAGCAUACGUGACAGAAUUGAAAGAACGUGUGGCUAAAUUGCAGUACCAGAAACAGCUACUUGUUUGUCAGGUCCUUGAGCUGGAAGCAAACGAAGCAGCUGGGAACAAAUUAGAUUGUGAUGAGAACACAUUUGAACCGGAGGAUGAGCAAGUUCCAUGGCAUAUAACUUUCAGGGAGCAAAGACAGCAGAUCAUUGAGUUAUGGGAUGCUUGCUACGUCUCCAUUAUUCACAGAUCUCAAUUCUACUUGCUAUUCAAGGGCGACCCGGCUGAUCAGAUCUACCUGGAAGUUGAGAUGAGGCGCUUAACAUGGCUGGAGGAUCACUUAGCAGAAGGUGGCAAUGCUAGUCCAGCUCACGCUGGAGACGAGCCAUCAAUCUCUCGCUCCUCAAGUAUGAGGGCGUUGAGACGUGAAAGAGAGUUUCUUGCAAAGAGAUUAACCUCACGUUUGACAGCAGAAGAAAGAGAUGCAUUGUACAUGAAAUGGGAAGUACCACUUGAAGGGAAACAGAGGAAAAUCCAGUUUGUAAACAAGCUUUGGACAAAUCCUCACGACCCUAAGCAUAUUCAACAGAGUGCAGAGAUUGUGGCAAAGCUUGUAGGGUUCUGUGAAGGAGGCAACGUGUCCAGAGAGAUGUUUGAACUCAAUUUUGCUGCUCCAUCCGACAAAAGACCAUGGAUCAUGGGAUGGAACCAAAUUUCAAACCUACUUAAUUUGUGAAAAUUCCUUCUUUUUUUACCUCUCAUUCCUUUUGUAUAUCUUGAUUCAUUUUGGAGUUUUCCCUCCAUAAUUCCUAUUAUUAUUGUGUCUGAUUCGACACAAGAUUUAUCUUUUGCAAUCAUUAAUUCUAAUCUAAGUAAAAUAAUUCUAUCCUUUGC